Molecule: messenger RNA, 528 nt
Organism: Meloidogyne enterolobii
Lineage: Eukaryota; Metazoa; Nematoda; Chromadorea; Rhabditida; Meloidogynidae
Source: the annotation of a GenBank genome assembly
UUCUGAUUUUAUUUAAUUCUGAUUUUUGUUUUAAUUUUAUGUUUUUCUUAAAUUCUGAUUUUUGUUUGAUUCUUGGACUAGGUAAAUGCAUUAACAUAAGCAACAUGUCUGUUAUUAUGGUUAUUAGAAACUGCAAGGAAUUGAAAACACUUGAUGUUUCCUACUGUCCAAAUGUUACACAAGUUAUAUUUAAAGAAUUGGACAAACAAAUGUUAAUUCGUUAUGGACGUUCAAAUCCAUCAACAAAUUCCAAUAAUGACGUCAAAAAAUUCAAUUUAUUAAUUUCACGUUCUGGGGCUCAUGGCUGUAUUCCACAAAAAUAUUCUCCUUGGAUUAAAAUUGUUGAUCAUUAUGAAAGUGAUGCAAGUGGAAGUGGUGGGGGUGGUGGGCCUUUGGGUAUUGGGAAUUUAACUCCAGGAAUGUUGGUUGCUCGUAUUUUGCAUCUUCCACACGCUCUUAUAAGAGAACUUCACCCGGUUUAAAACAAGAUUUUUUAUUUAAAAGAAAAAAAAGAAGCUUUCUCUCUCU